AUGCUUAGUAUUCUUGAAAAUGAUCAUUGGCGGUUUUCUCCCAUGAGGCACUUCGUAAGCUCUUUUAUUUUAUGGGAAGUUACGGCAGACAUAAAAAGUGCGCCGUGCGUUGCUACACUAAGAAACUUCGACGAGUUAGGAGAGAAAGCAAGGGAUGUUGCUGUACUGCGAGAGUUUGUGAACUCGCAUUUCAAUCCGCCAGGCACAGAACUUGUGGAAUGGUAUCCUCGCGACUGGGUCGAUUUCCCUUCGACCUUUCUGAGUAUACAUGAUUACCACCAUCGACGGUGGGCACUUCAUUUGCAUCGUAUUUGGAGAGAUCUAUGUAGACGGGUACGGGAAGAUGUUCGUAAACAUCAAGAUCACUAUUCUCUUUUGUAUGUCCCUCAUCCAUUUAUCAUUCCUGGUGGACGCUUUCGGGAGUUUUAUUAC
Molecule: messenger RNA, 432 nt
Organism: Cylicostephanus goldi
Lineage: Eukaryota; Metazoa; Nematoda; Chromadorea; Rhabditida; Strongylidae
Source: the annotation of a GenBank genome assembly